AUGGCAGAAGCAGCCGGGCUGGUCGUCGGCGCUGUAAGCCUCGCGGGUCUCUUUACCAACUGUGUCGACUGUUUCGAGUACGUCCAAAUGGGCCGCAACUUCGGGAAGGAUUACCAACGGUCCCUCUUGAAGCUCGACGUCGUGAAGCUCCGCCUGUCCCGGUGGGCGGAGGCUGUAAAUAACUCCUCGAACAGCCGCCAGGCGGCCAUCGAUACUACGAGGAAAGCCCAGCAGGUCGGAGAGAUCUUGGGGGAAAUCAUCGAGUUGUUUGCCGAUGCAGAAAGAGUUUCGGCAAAAUACAAGGCCAAGGCUUCCGGUGACGAGCUAGCCGUGUACAACACUGAGAGCGAGCUUGAGCCCGACAUCCUCUCGGUGCACCGGAAGAUGCGAGCGUUGGCACUGAAGCGCCAAAAGCGAAGCAGCUUCGCACAGAAGGCCGCCUGGGCAUUGUACGAGGAGAAACAUUUCCGCAGGCUGAUUGAAGAUGUCACAACACUUGUUGAUGCCUUGUUGGAGCUCUUUCCAGCCACACAGGAGCGGCAGCGGCAGCUAAGUGCUGAAGAGGCCGAAGAAAUGAGGGAAGAGCGGCGGCUGGAUGCUUUGGAAGAUGCCACUGAGGGAGUCGAUCAGCUGCUUCGGAAUUCCGUGCAACACGCAAUUGCAAGCCAAAGUGGUCACACGUUCACUGAAAAUUUGGCCAUGGACAAUUCUCGGGUCAGGUAUGGGGAUGAACAUGCACCCGGAGUCCCUGGCGCUGGAGCUGGGCACAGAUAUGGGGGAAACACCGUACAGGGCAGCUCGAAAGUGCACUACGGGAAUCGAUUUGGGGGAAAGAGUGUGCUUGACGACUAA
Messenger RNA from Cladophialophora carrionii CBS 160.54, 852 nucleotides. RefSeq lists its product as uncharacterized. NCBI's taxonomy places the organism in Eukaryota, Fungi, Ascomycota, Eurotiomycetes, Chaetothyriales, Herpotrichiellaceae. The coding region runs from base 1 to 852 and encodes 283 amino acids. The record is from RefSeq and is a predicted model, not a curated record. The transcript has a single exon.